Trichomycterus rosablanca is the source of this 1623-nucleotide messenger RNA. It is a transcript of the gene slc39a5, whose product is annotated as solute carrier family 39 member 5. The record is from RefSeq and is a predicted model, not a curated record. Gene Ontology annotation, cellular component: plasma membrane. Lineage: Eukaryota; Metazoa; Chordata; Actinopteri; Siluriformes; Trichomycteridae. The coding region runs from base 1 to 1623 and encodes 540 amino acids. Gene Ontology annotation, biological process: intracellular monoatomic cation homeostasis; zinc ion import across plasma membrane. Gene Ontology annotation, molecular function: zinc ion transmembrane transporter activity; monoatomic cation:bicarbonate symporter activity. The transcript has 11 exons.
AUGUACCUGGAUUUUAAGCUCAUCUACUUGUGUUUAAUGGUUAUUUCAUCCACACACUCAUCACUCGCUCAUUCACAUAAGAAUGAAUCUGUACGGCCGGUUGAUAGCUCUGAGCCAUUAAACGAGGCAUUUGCAGAGCAGGGCUACUACCUGCAGCGUCUAUUCCUCGAGUACGGGAUCAACGGGACUCUGACUUAUGAAGGUCUGCAGAAGUUACUGGGGAGUCUGGGACUGGGUGAGGUCAGCGUACUGGAGAUCAGACAUGGUGGGGUGAAGCAUUCCUCACCCAGUCCAGUUCAUAUUCACCCACCAGUAAACACAGAUCGUCAUCCUCACCAGCACACAGGAAACAAACUCGAUGAACUCGGUGCACCAGGACCGAAUGCCACAGCGGGCAACACCGAAGUGAAAGUCGUGUCCAGUGGAUCCGCACCAACGGCUUCAUCCAGUACAGUAAAACCUGGACAUGACGACCCAUCUUCAUCCUCAGAUCACUCAACAAAGAAUCACGUCCAUGAGAAUUGUCUGAACGUCACCCAGCUGCUCUGGAACUUCGGUCUGGGUCGGGCGUCCCACAUCACCCCGGCUCACUUCACCUUCCUGUGUCCUGCGCUGCUGUAUCAGAUCGACAGCGGCGUGUGUCUCCGCCACACAGACCCCGACGCUCAGGAAGCUAAAUACGACGUGCAUUUCCUUAAAGCUCUAGGUUGGGCUUCACUGGCGCUGCUUGUGAUCAGUCUGCCGUCCCUGUUUGCUCUCGGACUGGCACCCCUGAUCCGACCUGCCACCCUCCGGACCUUGCUGUGCCCCAUGGCUGCCAUGGCAGUGGGCACCCUGUGUGGAGACGCCCUGCUGCACCUGCUGCCCCAUGCGAACUCGAGGCCCCACAGCGAUCAUCAGGACUCGGUACUGAAAGGACUCAGCGUGCUGGCGGGUCUUUACCUGCUGUUCGUGUUCGAGAGCGCGCUGGGACUCCGACAGCGACACAAGGAAUCCAAGAAGAGGAAGCGGGGCGCGGAGGAGGCUCGGGAGAUGGAGGCGCUGGGCGGUUCCUCUCACGUGGAGCAUGCUGGGAGCUCAGAAUCUGGUCACGGCCAUUCUCACGGACCGCCCGCCCGCGGUUCCUCGGGCCUCAGCACCGUCGCCUGGAUGGUCGUGAUGGGAGAUGGAAUACACAACCUGACUGACGGACUAGCAAUCGGAGUUGCGUUCUCUCAGAGCCUGAGCGGAGGACUCAGCACCACCAUCGCCGUCUUGUGUCAUGAACUUCCUCACGAGCUGGGUGAUCUGGCUGUGCUGAUGUCGGCAGGUUGGCCCGUACGCAGCCUGGCGGUAUUCAGUUUGCUCUCCGCGUUGCUGGGCUACGUCGGGGUGCUGAUCGGUACCGUACUGGGUCACCAGUGGGCACAGCACUCACCCUGGAUCCUCACCAUCACCGCCGGAGUCUUUCUCUACGUGGCUCUCACUGACAUGAUGCCGGAGAUGCUUCACGGAGAACGAGGUUCACUGGGUCCCGUCACGAGCUUCGUCCUGCAGAGUCUGGGUCUGCUCUCCGGUGGAGCCAUCAUGCUCUGCAUCGCGCUCUUCGAGGAGAACAUCGCCGUCAACCUGGGAGACGGAUGA